GGACCGGAUGUGGCGAUCUAACGGUGCGACAGUCCUCUUCUCAGGCCCUCUGGCCCGAGAGCCUGUUGACUCUGUGACACACGCUGAGGAGCUGGUUGUGGUGUUUUCCAGCGAGGGAAGAAGAGAGUAAUUUUUUCAAAGCAUUUAUAGAAACGCAGCAAAGGGAAGGUGUGAGAUUGCCGCCAUGCCUGGCAGAGACGGAGGGAGGCAGUUUACUCCGGAAUGCGGCCGCCGCAGAUGUUCUCCGCAACCUUCCGGAAGUGGAAUGGCGGGAGCCUCAGCAUUGCUGCCCACCGACCCCCCGGAAGCGGAAACAGGAUCCCCGCGUGCCCCUUCCUCACUACCCUCCAAAUCCCGCUGCAGCCAUUGCCGCAGACACGAUGCCGAAACGAAAGAAGCAGAAUCAGCACCAGCCACCGACACAGCAGCAGCCCCCACUGCCCGAGCGGGAAGAGACUGGAGAUGAGGAGGAUGGGAGUCCCAUCGCUCUUCACAGAGGUCCUCCAGGAUCAAGGGGACCACUGAUUCCACCACUGCUGAGUCUCCCACCUCCUCCUUGGGGUAGAGGCCCAAUUUGGAGAGGCCUUGGCCCCAGGUCUAGCCCAUAUGGUCGUGGUUGGUGGGGAGUCAAUGCAGAACCUCCUUUUCCGGGGCCAGGCCAUGGGGGUCCCACCAGGGGAAGCUUUCACAAAGAACAGAGAAACCCUCGAAGGCUCAAAAGCUGGUCUCUUAUCAAGAAUACCUGCCCGCCCAAGGAUGACCCCCAGGUUAUGGAAGACAAAUCCGACCGCCCUGUCUGCCGACAUUUUGCCAAAAAGGGCCACUGUCGAUAUGAGGACCUCUGUGCCUUCUACCACCCAGGCGUCAAUGGACCUCCUCUGUGAGACUGUGCCUUCCCAUCCAGGCUGGAAGGAGCUGUCUGUGACCUAGCGGCCAUUUAUUUCUCUGUAGCCCUAUGAUGGCUACUGUGAGGCUCUUCUAACACCCUCAGUCAGUGACACACCCACCCCAUCCACCACCUCCCCUGUGUGGGGUCCAGAGUUGUGUUGCAUCACUGGUGCGCGGUAUACGCGCUUUCUUCUGAUCCAGCCUGUAGAGACUCGCCUUCGGGACCCAUCUUUGCUUCCUUUCAGUUGCCUCCUGGAUCUUCUUUCCCAUCAUCAAAUGACUGCUGAACAGGAAACCUCUUUGGUGCUGUUUCUUGUGCAUCUGUCCACCUGUUCCCCAGUAUUGCCCUCAAUUCCUGAGAGCCCUGGAGUGGUUUCCUACCAUUCCCUUCUUUUAGCUGCUGUUUUAAGUCCUUUUUAUGUGACAUUCCCUACCCCCAAUGUUGUCAGCUGCUUGUGAAACUCAGCCAGGUUGUCUAACCUGGGGUCAAGUUUGGGUGACUGGUGCAGAGUUACUUCCUAAAAGGCCACUCUCCCUGCCUUUGGAUUUCAUAGUUUCUCUGUCAGUAGCAUGAUCCCCACCACUAUGGUCUAUGAUCACCGUGCUUUGUGAAACUGUGCAUCCCCUUGUAGCCUUUCUCAGUGUCCGUGGCAUUUUUGUGACUUUCCAGCACUAGAAUAAGUUUUCCUGCCAAAAUGAGUGAGGCGCUUGGUGCCCUCUGGACUUUCCCACUUCCCAACAUGGGAGAAUUGUGAACUUUCCAUCAGACUGCCUCCCUGGCCCUCCCCAUUCUUCUCCUGUUGGUUAUUCUGGGUCUGACACAGGCCCAUGACACGUCUUACAAAGCCUCCAAUGGCUUUAUCCUACCUAGAUCCCUCCCAGCCCAUUUUAAUUAGACUGUGUCAUCGUGAGGCCACCAGUCCAUUCAUUUGAAUUCUGUGAAUCUCCACCUUGCCUAUCUUUGGGUGGAACCUGGACAGUACUGUCGCCCUCUUCCAACCCUCUUCCCCUACAUCCCUGGCACUGGUUGUUUUCUGUGAAAACAGCAGUGAACAGGUUCAGUUUUGAACUGGCCCUGAGGAAAUGGGUCAGGAGUUGUAUUGGCAAGAGGGAGGGAUGAGAGCCGUUGGAGAACUGAGAAUGAGGCUUUGUUUUGUUUUUUUCUUUUUAACUUUUUUUAUAUUAGUAAUAAAUGCAGUGGAAACCAGCAUUUUAUUUAA
Pongo pygmaeus (Bornean orangutan) is the source of this 2108-nucleotide messenger RNA. It is a transcript of the gene PRR3, whose product is annotated as proline rich 3. NCBI's taxonomy places the organism in Eukaryota, Metazoa, Chordata, Mammalia, Primates, Hominidae. The record is from RefSeq and is a predicted model, not a curated record. The transcript has 3 exons. Gene Ontology annotation, molecular function: RNA binding; metal ion binding. The coding region runs from base 381 to 884 and encodes 167 amino acids.